AUGCAGAUAGGUGAACUUGGUCACCGUCUCUGGUGGUUCUGGCGCUGUGAUUGGCUGGUAAUGCACCCGUCCAAUCGCGUAAAUCUUGCGAAUUGCUCUUUGGAGGUGCCAGACACGCUAAAGCACAUGGACACUUACACACAUGACGUAAUCAACCCUCCGUACACCAAACCGCUGCCUUCAAAUCGCAAAGAUGUUUGGAUGCUUGUGUGGUUGUUCAGAAAAGAUAAAUGUGAAGAACCAGCAGGGCAUUUUUCUACGUACGUGAUAUUUUGGACCAAGGGUAGGAAUUUCAUUUCCACGUUGGAUCAAAUUCUCUGUGCGCCAUUAAGUGGUUUCAGUACAAUCGAACUUAUAUCACCAGCAAGUGACAGGCGUAAUUUGCUCGUUCUGAAACGGAUAAGAUGCCAUUCCAAAUCGGAUGAAUCAAAGGCUCUGAGCGAGGCACGUCUGCAUUUGUCCCUUCCCUCUCACCCGAAUAUCCUGCCUUGUGUGGGUACAGGAACGUAUCCGCUACGCAAUCAUCCUCAAGGCGCAAUUUCGGAAGUAUUUAUGGUACUUGACUACUGUAAGCGUGGUUCUCUCCUACGUGAGUUGGAUAUCAGAAAAAAGCGUGGUGUUGGCGGCUUAUCGAGUCACUUGGCUGCAAAAGUUUGCGUUGGAUUGUGUAACGCUCUGCUGGUUCUAUUGUCUUUGGACGUUCCUAUGUCACAUAGAGACAUUAAACCCGGAAAUGUGUUGUUGCAGGACGACUGGUGCCCCAUGCUAAUGGAUUUCGGUUCAUGUACACCGGCUGUGAUUGAGCUGCCAACCUACCGCGAUGUAGAAAUUUGGAAGGAAUUUGCUGCGGAACAUUGUUCAAUGGCUUACCGAGCUCCAGAGUUGUUUCAACCCAAAGUUGGCGAGAAUAUUACGGAGAAAGCGGAUUUAUGGUCGCUCGGUUGCCUGUUGUAUGCUCUGCUGUUUCUCGAAUCGCCUAUGGAUCGUGUUCAUGCAAAGGGUGACAGCGUCGCUCUAGCUGUGUGGUCAGCAAAGAUUCACUUCCCGACAGAGACAUCAGACACUCCUCCUGGUAUGUUGCACCUGAUCAAAUCAAUGCUUUCUGUGGAUCCUCAGGCACGCCCAUCUUUGGAUAAUGUACUGGAGGUUUUAGCAUCUUUUGAGCGCUGAUUUUGCACGCUAACCACCGAUGGAAACGCACCAAUUCAGAGGAACCACUGCUGAAGUAAAGGCCUCAUAUGAUCUUCGUCUGUGCACAAUACGAGCUUAUUCAUUCCUGUGAUACUUUGUUCGCUCAUGUAACCACUUGUUUCCUUGUCUUUCCGAUGGUUUUAGCAAUUUGUAUCCAGCUUUUUCCAAGACAAACAAUGAACAUUCCUUCAACCCAGUAUCAUGCUUUACAUGUUUGUGCGUACUUCAGCCUUAUUGAGGUAAGGUACACAGUCACUCAGGAGACCAUGUGUUGGAUAGAGCUACCGCACAAUGGAUAAGUAAAACGUC
Molecule: messenger RNA, 1500 nt
Organism: Opisthorchis viverrini
Lineage: Eukaryota; Metazoa; Platyhelminthes; Trematoda; Opisthorchiida; Opisthorchiidae
Exons: 8
Coding region: 1-1170 (389 amino acids)
Biological process (GO): protein phosphorylation
Cellular component (GO): Golgi apparatus; cytoplasm
Molecular function (GO): ATP binding; protein serine/threonine kinase activity
Source: RefSeq, a predicted model, not a curated record